Molecule: messenger RNA, 1236 nt
Organism: Nerophis lumbriciformis (worm pipefish)
Lineage: Eukaryota; Metazoa; Chordata; Actinopteri; Syngnathiformes; Syngnathidae
Gene: map1lc3cl
Product: microtubule-associated protein 1 light chain 3 gamma, like
Source: RefSeq, a predicted model, not a curated record
AGCUUGCUAACUUUCUCGCUUCUCCUCCCACACAGAAGCCAGCCUUUAACUCAGGCUGCACUCUCGCCUCGUACUCUAUAUAAAGAUGCGACGCACAAAUAUGUCUGUGCUUCAGAUGGGAUAUCAUGUUGCACACACGAUCGAAUCAUAGGAGGCUGUCAUGUGAGCAGGAAGCCUCUGGAACAUCUGCGGACCUCGUGGAUGGCAAACAAUGUAGGAUGUGUUUUGGUUUUGUUGGCCAGGAUUAUUUAUUGUUCAUGCAUUAUUAAUUUUGAAUGUUAAACACAAGCCCACGCUGCCUGGGCCCUCACUUUGUGUGUGUGUGUGUGUGUGUGUGUGUGUGUGUGUGUGUGUGUGUGUGUGUGUGUGUGUGUGUGUGUGUGUGUGUGUGUGUGUGUGUGUGUGUGUGUGUGUGUGUGUGUGUGUGUGUGUGUGUGUGUGUGUGUGUGUGUGUGUGUGUGUGUGUGUUAGAUCCUGAGGCAGAGACAAAGGCUAUCUCACUCCACAACCUAAUGGCUCCAUGUAAGACCCUCUGGACCUGGUCUCUCGUCGGGGUUUGCAGACUUCCACCUGAUCAAGCAACCACCCGGCAGCCAGCAACAUGGCGCCCUUUGAGAAGUCCAUGGAGAUGAUGCCCUUCAAGCAGAGGAAGUGUUUAGAAACAAGAAAAGAUGAAGUGUGCAGCAUCCGAUCCAAGUUCCCCAACAAGUUACCCGUGAUCGUGGAGCGUUACCUGCGCGAGAAGGCCCUCCCUCUGCUGGACAAGACCAAGUUUUUGGUUCCCUUCGAGCUGACCUUAGGACAGUUCCUGUGCCUGCUCAGGAACAAGAUCGACCUGGAGUCCAGCCAGGCUCUCUUCCUGCUGGUGGCCGAGAGGAGCAUGUCCUGCAUGUCCUCCAGCAUGGGGGAGGUCUACUCUCGCUACCGGGACCCCGACGGCUUCCUCUACAUCACCUACGCCUCGCAGGAGAUGUUCGGGGGAAGCUGAGCCGCGGAGAAACCCGGGCCGCCCGGGCCCACUUUGGACAUUUUCCCAACACCGCCUGACUCUCGGCUCCCCCACUUUAUUCUGGCGGGGCGAGAGUCCGCCACGUCUCGUGGGAUCACAGCCAGGAACUUCCACUUGUCUUUUGAGUCCAGGGCAAAGGAGAAGGAAGCUGAAGUGUUACUUGCACUCGUGUCCUGCUGAUCUUUCUAGCACUUCUCCUCCACAAUGUGAAGACUGCUGAUGCACGA